AUCAACAUUAUCUGAGCGAAAAACCCUAUCAAAUGACGUGGCACGUGAUGAUUGGCGUUGCAACGCGUUUUGGCUAUAGAAAAAAAAAAAAUUUAUUGCAUCUCUUCGAUCCUGCUUUCGGUCCCUCCGCUUCUCCUCACGCCGACGAUUUCGAGCUCUCUCACGCCGGCGAUUACGAGCUUGUUCCCUGACGAGCUAAGGAUCAUUCAAGGAGGACCUGUGAAAAUGGGUCUAGAGAAAAGCUUUAGCAUUGCUCUUAAACUCUAGUUUCAGUCUAUUCAAAAGAACAAAACUAAAGCCAAGACAAAGAGUUUUCUGAUAAUAUACGAUUGAUUGUGUUGAAGACAUAUAUGCACACAGCCAAGAUUCUCUUCUUGCCCUCUUCUGGAUUCUCUCAAUCUUUUGGAUGAGGUUUUGUCUUAGACUUGUUUUGGAAACUUUGUUGUAUUGUGUUACUUCUUGAGCAAAUAUAGUCUUCUAACAUUU
This is a messenger RNA of Arabidopsis arenosa, 486 nucleotides long. Lineage: Eukaryota; Viridiplantae; Streptophyta; Magnoliopsida; Brassicales; Brassicaceae. The record is from the annotation of a GenBank genome assembly.